AGACGUCAGACAGAAUAAUUUCAAAAUAUAGGAGGUGGUAAAAUAAUUUGUUGAUGAUUGUAUUGUGAAAUAAAUUGGUGGAUAUAAUUUUGAUAAAAAGUGUAAGAAAUAAACUUUAUUGUCGUUUCUUUGUUUACAGCAACACAAGAGUUUAUUUCCAACACUCCUGAAGAAUUAAGAUAAGAUCUUAUAAAACGACAAUCUUGUUUUAAUGAAAAAUGGAGAAACUUCAAUUUAAAUUUACAUUAUUGCCCGGAAGUGAUGGAAAGUCAAAUGUGUAUUCUAUAACCUCAAUAACCACUAAGGACAACAAAGUGUAUGCAAUACCUGAGGAGUUUCAGGCGGUUGGCCAUCACAAAGAAAUCAUUAAAACCUCUGCAUAUAAUAAAGUGAAGAAUAGCUUAAAAAAAAGGUUCCAAACAAGAAGAGUCUGGAUAACAAUGACACAAGAAUUGGCUGGAAUUUAUUUAGAUGAAGACGGAAACGUGCAAUUUGGAGAUCAAUUUUUAGAAGAAAUAAUAGAAGAAGAAGUGGCGCAGAAGAACGAGUCAGGUACACUAGAAAAAUUAUUUGAAAAGUUUAUAGAAACCACGCAAGCAAAUAGGCAGCAAAGUUUAAAAUCAAUUGCAGAAAAAUUUGUAUUAGAAAAAUUUACUAGUAAAAAUGCCAACGCAAAUCUGUGGAUUGACAUUUUUGAAAAAGAAUGUUUGCGAUGUGAGGUAACAUCGGAUGAAAAAAAAAUUGAAAUACUCAGAUUGUUUUUGGAUAAGACCUGCGCUGACUGGUAUAGUUCUAUGAUUAUGAAAUUGUCAUUCAAAUCUGAAUGGUCUAUAUGGAAAAGCAAAUUUUGUGAGACAUUCGCCAAUAAGGGAUGGAACCCAGUCACUUACGCACUGUUUUUUAAAUACAAAGAUGGUUCUUUACUAGAAUACGCUAUAAAAAAGGAAAAACUUCUGCUGGAGAUGAGACCAUCAAUUGAUACAGGUACUUUGACAGAUCUUAUUGCAGCGGGAUUACCAGAAUUCAUUUUAAACAAAAUAGACCGAGAAAUUCUAAAAGAUACAAUGGAUUUAUUUAAUGAGCUGAAUAAGCAUGAACACUCGAUGAAUAAAAGAAAUUUUGUGGCCAAGAGAAAUUAUGGAAAUCAGAAGUCUUAUGUUAAAACCGAAACAAAAAUUCCAUGCAAAAUAUGUGAAAAAUUAAAUAAGGGCUCGCGUUAUCAUUCUGAAAAUUUAUGCUGGUUUAAAGAAAAAGAAGAGGAAAAAAUUAAGAAAAAUUCCAUUAGGCAUGUCAAUAAUUCAGUAAUUGAAGCAGAAUUAAACGAGGCUGAUCAAAAAAACUAAUAGUAACACCAUUGAUAACUGUCAAACUAAUUAUAAAUGAUAAAUUACAAAUAAACGGAGUCUAUGACUCAGGCUCUAAUGUCUCUUUGAUAAAUUCAAAAUUAUUGAAGUUAAAAAAGAACGAGAACAAUACUUAUACAAAUGAAGCAAAUUUAAUAACAAUUAAUGGUGUUCAAAAGACAAGUGGUUUGACAAGCUUAAAAGUAAAGAUUUUUGGAUUAGAAAAACAAGUUGAUGUGUACAUUAUUGAUGGAAAAAAUUUUAAGUAUGACUUUUUAAUUGGAUUAGAUUUAAUAAAAAUAUUUAAACUUAUUCAAACUGAAGACUUAGAAAUUAUACAGAAAAGGUAUCCAAAUAAUGAUAAAGUCGAUAAAGUAGAAGAAUUUAGUACAACUUUUAAUUACACAUCAGGAAAAGAAAAAGAAAACAGUAGUAUCUUAAAAAAAUACGAAAUAAAUUUCAAUGAACAUGUAAAUGAAGAAGACUUUGAAAUGAAAAUAAAUCAUUUAGAUGAAGAUAAAAAGGAAAAUAUAAAUAAGUUGAUAAAUGAAUACAAAUCUGUCUUUGCAAAAGAUAAAUACGAUGUUGGUACUGUUAAUGGGUAUGAAGCGAGAAUAGACUUAUCAGUGGAAAAAUACUGCAGUAAAAGGCCUUAUAAAUGCA
Messenger RNA from Plodia interpunctella (Indianmeal moth), 2006 nucleotides. RefSeq lists its product as uncharacterized. The record is from RefSeq and is a predicted model, not a curated record. The transcript is spliced from 2 exons. Bases 219 to 1343 code for a protein of 374 amino acids. NCBI's taxonomy places the organism in Eukaryota, Metazoa, Arthropoda, Insecta, Lepidoptera, Pyralidae.